Messenger RNA from Prorocentrum cordatum, 1784 nucleotides. Lineage: Eukaryota; Dinophyceae; Prorocentrales; Prorocentraceae. The record is from the annotation of a GenBank genome assembly.
AGCCAUCUUGGCUCAAUUGCUGCAACCAGCGCCGCCUGCAGCAGAAGGCGGACGAGGGGGCCCGGCCAUGGCAGGCGACCGCGCCAGCCUCGGCGCCGAGGCGGAGGAGGCGGGCGCGUGGCUGCUCGAGCAGCGGCCCCCGGAGGAAGGCGAGCAGUGGUCAGGGCCUCGACCACGGACGCCCGCGCGCCGCCGCUGGCCCCAGGGCGCGGCGCUCGCGGUCCUGGCCGCGAUCCUGGCCGCUGGGCUCUGCCUCUCGCGGCGUGGCCCCGCGCCCGCGGGCGCCACGGCCGCGCAGCAGCUGCUCGAAGUCCACCACUCACGUGCCGCGACCGGCACCGGCUCGCCAACCACCACUAUCCAGCAGGACCACCACGACCACGACGACCACGAAGACCAUCACGCGCACCGUGACCACCACGAGCGCCACGACCACCGCACGCCACCAGCACGGCCGCCCUGGCACGCUGCGGCGGGCCACCACGACGAGGCGAGCGGGCGCCACUGGCGCGACCUCCUCGGCGGCAGCCACGGCGAAGGCCACCACAACGACCACACUGCGGUCGGGAGCCGAGGCGGCCGCCGACGCGCUCGGAGAGCUGGCGGGCCGCGCCGGGACGAGAGCACAGAAAGGUGCCAAGGGGAAAAAGGGGGGCGGCCCCGGAGCCACACCGAUUGUGCUGACACGUUCGAAUUCCACAGCCACCAUGCGGUCGAGGACGCGAAGCAGCACAGCGGAGGGUACCACCACAACGGCCACGCCAGCACGUGCAAACGCCACGGUCGCCACAUCGACGUCGACGCGAACUGACUUGGCAACAAACACCACCACAACGGCUACACUGACACUGACAAAUUCCACGACCUCAACAUCGACGUCCACGCAAACAAGCACAGCAACAAAUUCGACGACGCGGACGCAAACCAGCAAGACUAGCACCAGCACCAGAACACCGACAACACCGACGACGUCAACAACGACGUCGACGCCAACAAGGACAUCGACGUCGACAAGUACGUCGACGACGUCAAGCACGCGCACGGCGACGACAACGACAAAAACGACGACGACCCACACUACGACCUUGUCGACAACGUCGACUGGCACUACCAACAAGGACUUUGGCGCAGAAGUCGCAAAAUACAACAAAAACUACUGCCCAGUGUCUGGUUACAACUGCACCGCGACGCGAUGUUGUGCCGAACCUGGCUUCCAGUGCUACAAGAAAAAUUCGAAGUGGGCGAGUUGCCGUAAGAAUUGCACCAAGGGCAAGAAAAUGCCCGGGGAUCUUAACGAAGAACCUUGGGAUUGUGAGGAAUUUGGCGCCCGCACUGCCGAACCUGUCGCCGAAGAUUGGAGCACCUGCUCCGUGAGGGGCGAAGAUUGCAGGCCCCGUAAUUGCUGCUCGGGAAUGGACGACCACUGCUACCUGAAGAACAACGAGUGGGGCAGCUGCAUGCGGGAGUGCGACCCUUCGGCGGCAGGCACAAAAGGCUGGAGCUGCACGAAAGUGUUCUGAGCCACCCCCGCGGUCCGGCGAUGGGCGACCCCCGGCUGGCGCAGCAGAAUUCAAUACAACGCAUGUGCAAGGGCGCCUCAGAGGGAGAGUUCAUCAUACUCAGGUGCUUUCGCUUUGGCGUCACUCGCACGCCGAAUUGGCCAGCGUAACUUGGCCAACGAGCCGAGGUGCUGGGGCAUUCCGUGAUGAAGCAUGAGCACGCCCCAGCGGCUCCGUUCCGGUCGCAGCGCGGGUUGCUAGCAGUCCCCAUGCGGCCAAAAUCAA